GGGCCAAAUCGUCCUCAGCAUUAUCCGUUUGGGAGUCAAACUGGUCUUUGCGGAAGCAAAUUCUUCCCCUCCCAAAUGGGCCACUCAUCUCCAGCUCAGAAUCUUCUUCCUGCCCAUCUUCCUAUGCCUGAUAGUCAAUCUCAAGUCAUCACAAUUCACGGGCCAAUCACCAGCUGUCUCUCUUCCGAGGCAGAGUUUCAUGCUCUUCCUCUGGUUCGAUGGCAAAGCUUCACAUCCAUGGAGUCCACGCCCCUGGCUUCAUUCUCUUCUUCGUCUCUCUUUAGUACCCACUUCUCCUUCUCGCUCUUUCCUCAGCCUACACAACUCAGACCAGUUACUUCAUCAAUUGUGGAUCAAGCAAAAGCCAGAACUAUUCCAACAGGGUCUUUGUUGGUGACACGGGUUCUGACUCCAUCUCCUUCACAAAACAGAGUACCUCCGCCCAAUCCAGCAGCCAAUUCUCGAGCGUCUCACCUAUCUACGACACGGCAAGAACCUUCAGAAACCCUUCGUCGCAAUACGUUCUCGAGGGAAUGGAUAGAGGUACUCACAUCGUGCGACUCCACUUUUUCCCUUUCGCUUCCACAAGCAAUCUCUCCGAGGCCGUGUUCGAUGUCUCUGUAGAUGGGCUCACGCUUCUCAGCAAUUUCCAAGUGCCCAGUAGUAACGACUCUCUUGUGGUGGAGGAGUUCUUUCUUAGCAUAAAUACUACUAAGUUCGUACUCUCCUUUCGUCCUCGAGGGUCAUCUUUUGCAUUUAUCAAUGCCCUCGAAGUGUUCCUUGUGCCUGAUAGAUUCAUUCCUGGUUCUGCUCCGAGUGUGGGCACUAUGGCGAUUAAUAGCAGCAACUAUAGCAGAAUUUCCUCCCAGGUUUUGCGCACGGUUUACCGAAUUAAUGUCGGAGGCGAGGAAGUAGCUCUGAGUUAUGAUCCUUUGUGGAGAAGUUGGGUUCCUGAUGGUAAUUACAUUCAUUUCCCAAACGCUGCAUAUAGCCAUAGCUAUGAGGGUGUUCUUAAUUACCAGGAUGAUCUAGACAAACAUUUAGCAUCGGAACGCAUUUACCGGACUGCUAAGGCGAUGAUGAACAUAUCUGCUUGGGGAUUAUACCCCAACACCACCUGGAAUUUCAAGGUGAAUGCAAACGCCUCGCACUUGGUCCGGGCUCAUUUCUGUGACAUCAUUAGCCCGUCUCUCAACACGGUGUACUUCAAUCUUCAUAUUAAUGGAAAUUUCACUAAGCACAUCGACCCAUACGGUGUAAAUGGGUUUCGUCAGUCGGCAGUUCCUUUUCAUUCUGAUUUUGUGGUUCAGCCGGGCAGCUCAGGGCUAGUGAACAUCAGCAUAGGCCCCGCUAAUGCCUCAGACACAGUAUCUCAGCAAGCCUAUCUCAAUGGCCUGGAGAUAAUGGAGAUAAUAGGGUCGUGGGACUCGGAUUUUGCACAUUCAGAGGUUGAUAACCAGAAUAAGCACGAUGGCCUCAUAAUUGGGCUAGUUUCUGGAAGCAUCGUGCUCAUAUGUGUUUCUGCUGCGAUCUUCUUAUGCAAGUAUAGAAAGCCGAAGAGAACUGAAACUUGGGCUUGGUUGCCAUUGCCUGCAAUCGGAGGAGGCAGUUCGCACAGUGAACUGACUGAGCAAAGUACUCACGGCUCUGCUGUCCCUAAUCUUCAUCUAGGACUGAAAGUACCCCUUGCUGAAAUCCAUUUCGCCACCGACAACUUCGAUGGCAAACUUUUGAUUGGCAAGGGUGGAUUCGGCAAUGUCUAUAGAGGAACUCUCAGGGACGGCACCAAAGUUGCUGUGAAACGGAGCGAGCCAGGGUCGGGACAAGGGUUCUCUGAGUUCCAAACAGAGAUCACCGUUUUGUCCAAAAUCCGCCAUCGCCACCUCGUAUCCUUAAUUGGGUAUUGUGCUGAACGGUCCGAGAUGAUACUUGUUUACGAGUUUAUGGAGAAGGGGAGCUUAAAAGAUCACCUGUACAAUUCGGAUUUCCCAUGCUUACCUUGGAAGCAAAGGCUCCAGAUCUGCAUUGGAGCGGCCCGGGGCUUGAAUUACCUCCACAAAGGCGCAGCUGGAGGAAUUAUUCACCGGGACAUCAAGUCCACCAACAUUUUGCUUGAUGAGAAUUAUGUUGCGAAGGUUGCUGACUUUGGUCUGUCCAAGUCAGGCCCACUGGAUCAAAGCCAAACCCAUGUGAGUACAGGGGUCAAGGGCACUUUUGGGUACCUCGAUCCAGAGUACUUCAAGACCCAGCAGCUGACAGAAAAAUCAGAUGUGUACUCGUUUGGAGUGGUUCUUCUCGAGGUGCUAUGCGCAAGGCCUGCUAUAGACCCUUCGCUUCCCAGAGAGCAGGCGAACUUGGCUGAAUGGGGCAUCGCAUGCAUCCAGAACGGAAUCAUUGAGCAAAUAGUCGACCCUCUUAUUGGUGGUCAGAUUAAUUCGAACUCGCUGAGAAAAUAUGGGGAGGUUGCUGAGAAAUGCUUGCAAGAAGAGGAUGAAGAGAGACCUAGCAUGGGCGAUGUACUCUGGGACUUGGAAUACGCCUUGCAGCUUCAGCAAACAGCGGCGGAAAGAGAGAUGUGCGAUGGCAGCAUGACCGACGGUUCGUCAAUAUUGACUCUUUCAAACGUGAGGAAGCUCCCAUCAUUUAGCAGAUUGGUCGAAGAAGAGGCCGUGGGCAAAGAAUGGGCGGAUAGUUCACAGAUGUCCAUGAGUGGAGUUUUCUCCCAGAUGAAGAUUGAGGAAGCCAGAUGAGUUUCAUUGUGCAGUACGUUUAUUUAACGUGUUUCUGAGUAGUUUUCAGAUAUGAAUUCUAUUUAUCUGAUAAAGAAGAGUGCAUGUACCAAUCGUUUUAAAUUCUAUCUUGUUGAAGCAUCUGAUAUAAUGACAAUUGUUGCUGUCGUAACGUGUAAGCAUAUAAUUAUUUAUUGUACAAGAGAGGGCAACAUUUGACCGUGAUAUAUCCAAAUGUGAUAGAUAUUGCACACCCCUUAGUUGCAGACCUUGAGUAAACACUUGUUCCACAGAUUGCGCCAUC
This is a messenger RNA of Eucalyptus grandis, 3033 nucleotides long. RefSeq names its product probable receptor-like protein kinase At5g24010. Gene Ontology annotation, biological process: protein autophosphorylation. NCBI's taxonomy places the organism in Eukaryota, Viridiplantae, Streptophyta, Magnoliopsida, Myrtales, Myrtaceae. Gene Ontology annotation, molecular function: transmembrane receptor protein tyrosine kinase activity; ATP binding. The record is from RefSeq and is a predicted model, not a curated record. Gene Ontology annotation, cellular component: plasmodesma; plasma membrane.